This is a messenger RNA of Exophiala oligosperma, 3019 nucleotides long. RefSeq lists its product as uncharacterized. The record is from RefSeq and is a predicted model, not a curated record. The transcript has a single exon. Bases 687 to 2960 code for a protein of 757 amino acids. NCBI's taxonomy places the organism in Eukaryota, Fungi, Ascomycota, Eurotiomycetes, Chaetothyriales, Herpotrichiellaceae.
AUUUAUAUUUGGUAUAUUCCUCUACGUUUGAUUUUGUACUACUUUUGACUCGUAAAUACUCACAAAACCUUCAAACUUCUACCAACAACUCUAUCGUGCGAGAUUGGUAUAUUGUAUGAAUCAUCGCCGUCAUGCUGUCUCUUUCAAGGAGGCUGGGAUCUUUUUGGGAGGGCUAUUCAACCGUGUUACCACCACAUCGUGGGCGAGACUAUGGUACAAAAUGUGCUCUCUCAGCCUCACCAACGCGCAGGGACUUUUCGCCUCGCCGGAUCUAGACUCAGCCACCCUGCACUGCAUCCCACACCUCCCCCUAAGGCCCAGACUUGUUUCUUUGCAUAAGCGUCAAGGAAAGUCACACAUCGAGACGAAUCACCGUCUUCCCUACCAGCCAACCACCACGAAAGUUCGCCUGUGGCUACACAGGCAAAAGGACCUCCUGACGCGCGUUUCUGGCCCAGUUGCAUCUCCAGCCGACGUGCAUUUCCAAUACUCCUAGUCUGGAAUUCGACGAAUUCACGAGGUCGGAAUGGACAUCUGCAAGCGAUCGACAGCAUGGAGGCUGCCUGCAGAGAUGGCACAUGUUGCCUCGAAGAAACACCCGGCAAUCUCUUCGUCAAUAAGUAUCUGCUGGUCGCUCUUGACGCUCGAUUCUCUGAAGCUGUUCCACCUCUUCUCAGCCUCAGACAAUGGACCAUCUUCCAACCGUAUCUGCCCCUGCUUUCCCCCCACUCCAGAUCCCAUACCUCCGAGCAGAAGAUGUACAGGUAUUGGAAUAUGAUAAUCAAGGAUUUACCGGAUUUCCUUCCAGAGCUGGUUGGGACAAGACAAACCUAAUCAAUGCCACUCUAGAAGGCCAGCCAGCCAGGACUGUGGCAGCCUUUGUCCAGCAAUGGCUCUUCUUUGGCCUGUUAUCAGCUUCGACUGGCCAUAUGUUUCCCAUGGCAGACCUCGUGCGUGAUUUCACGAGGAUUUCACCAGAGAGUGGAACAAGAGUCAUCUACACUGGCCGCCUGGAGCAAUAUCUCGUGCAGUGGCGAGGCUCUUUGGACCCCGAGCAACUGUCAGAAACUGGAGCCUAUGUGGCCACUCUUGACGCUAUCCUCGACGAAGCUCAACGACAUGUUGCACGAUACAUGUGUCGUGGUGGAGACGGAAGUGUGAACCACCAAAUGAGAGAACAUCCUGACAUUUCGCUGUCCAUAAUGGCUUUGGGAGUGACUUUGACCCGGGCUAAGUUGCGCAUCUGGCCAGACACCAGACUCUUCUCCUGGCAGCACAGCGAGCUGAUUCUGUCACGGAUGACGGAGGCUAGGUGGUGUCCGAGCGACAUUUCAAUGCUCGAGAAGCUCAUGACCCCAAGUGGUAUGUAUUUUGCCAGCUUGCUUCGGCCACGUAUGGCCCAGCACAAUCAUGUAGGAGCAGAAUGCAACCAGGACAAAUGUAAUGUGAUGAACAUAAGCGAGGAAGAAAAGGCCGAAUACCAGACAGCACACACCCGAGAAUGCCCUGGAUCCUGCGAAUGGCAACACGUGUCAGAGGCACAGCUGAAGGGAUUCCUCGAACGAGAGGGUGGACUACCUGUGGUGAAGGUGGAAGCAACGGUAGACGGCCAGGUUCAACUAAACUUGUCAGCCAAAACUAUCGGAAAGGACGGUGACUAUGUUGCCAUCUCUCAUGUCUGGGCAGAGAGACUUGGAAACACUCGAGACAAUUCCAUGCCUACAUGCCAGCUGCGACGUAUACAGAGUAUGGUUACAGCAGUAUCCGGGAGCAAGGAAACCUCUUUCUGGAUCGACACCCUUUGUGUACCUCAGGAUAAUUUUAACCGGCGUCAUCUCCGUCCUUUGAGACUUCGAGCAAUCCGAGACAUGGAUAAAGUGUACGGUGGUUCUGCGUGCGUUCUUGUCCUGGACUCGGAAUUGCUCUCGACCAACAGCACUUCCCCAUUUGAAGAACAGCUAGUGCGUUUUGCGUGCUGCAGCUGGAUUCGACGCCUUUGGACACUCUCGGAAGCGGUGAACGGGCCGAAAGUCAUGUUGCAAUUUGCUGACGGACCAGUCGAUAUGAUGACAGACAUUUUUCAUCGGUUGAGGGAUCAUAAUGGCUUCUAUGCCCUAUCGCAGACCGUCUUGACCGAAUUGACAGAUUUCAUGUGGCGUAUUGUCCUAGUCAGGAACCCUGAAGAAACUCCUCGCAUCACCGCCAUGUGGAACGCAUGUCAGUUUCGAAACACAAGCGAAGGUAAAGACGAAGCAUUUUGCCUCGCCACCAUUCUCGGAUUCGGUGAUACUCGUCCGAUCUUGGACGCUCCAAGAGAAGACAGGUGGAGGAUAUUCUUGCUCCAACAGAGAAUCUUUCCCAAGGACUUACUCUUCAGCAGCGGUCCUCGUGUCGAACAAGCUGGAUAUCGGUGGGCUCCUCGGAAAUUCAUAGGUCGUCCGGCAACCACAACCGCCACCUUGCCACUGCAGGAUGACACCGGCGAAGCUACACCACACGGGUUCAUGGUGAACUCGCGAGGAUACGCGUUUGACCCUCCCCGCGCCAGGUUCUGGGAUGGGUAUCCAGCGUUCUGGCUCCUGGACAAUGUCACGCAAAAGUGGUACCUGGUGGCCCACAGGAUGGUUCAAGAUGACGGACAGAUGCCUUGGCCCGAGCUCACGAAGGAACUGCAGCGCUGCAAGAGGAUAGGAGUUGUCGUGAAUAAAGAUUUGGACACGAGGAGGUUUGCCUUGGGCAUCUUGGUCGACAUAAGCUCCGAUGUUGCAGAGACCUUUCAGGAAAGCGUCACAUAUACAGCCCGAUUCCUCGCCACUGUCAACGUAAUGCUCGAACAGCAUGACCGGUGGGAGACGCUGAGAGGAUGGAGAAACGACGAGACAGAGGGCUUAGGCACUCACACAUGCAGGACUGUGUCGGCAACACCCGUUGAGCCGGGGCAAGCGUGGUGUAUUGGGUAGAUGUGAACUAGGUUAUACAGAUUGUGAUAGUAGUAAUUUAUCUUGUUUGUGUGUUGUUA